AUGCUGACACACCUGUGUAGCAUUAAGAAUACAUACCAUAAUAGGCUGCUGGGGCUGGCAGCCAUGGCCUCCCCCACCCGGAGCAGCCAGAGCUGGCGGCCAUGUAAAGACGCCGGUAGCCUUGGUUACGGCCCGGAGAGCCUGGGGGGCCGGGGGCCGACCCGGGCCCCCUUGGCCCCGGGCCUGGCGCGGGCCAGCAGCGACCCCGACCUGCCGGCCCCGGAGAGCCGCUCCACGCUGGCACUCAGCUGCUGCCACUACACCGUGGGCCAGAGCCAGGACCUGGUGCUCACCUGGGACAUCAGGGAGCAGGUGGACGCCGGGGACUGGAUCGGGAUGUACCACGUGGACGAGCCUCUGUCUGAGAACUUCCUGGACUAUAAGAACAGGGGAGUCAACGGCUCUAAGAAGGGGCAGAUCGUCUGGAAGAUCGAAGCCACCUCCUACCUCCCUGAGUCGGGGGGCCCCCUGUGCUUCAGGUACUACCACGGAGGGACGGGCGCCCUGCGAGCCACCACCCCCACCCUCACAGUCACCACCCCCGCUGCCCCUGUGAAACCGGUGGUGAGUCCAGAAGCCCACCACGGACUCGGUGGCCGCAGACUCAUAAACUUCUCGCUGUCAGACGUCCAGGCCCUGGGACUGAAGAAGGGGAUGUUCUUCAACCCAGACCCAUACCUGAAGCUUUCUGUUCAGCCUGGGAAGCACAGCGCCUUCCCCUCACUGCCCCAUCACGGCCAGGACAAACGCUCGGCCAUCAGCUGCAACACAGUCAACCCUCAGUGGAGCAGAGAGAGGUUCAGCUUCCUGUCCCUGCCCACCGACGUGCUGGAGAUCGAAGUCAAGGACAAGUUCGCCAAGAGUCGACCGAUCAUCAGACGCUUCCUGGGCAAACUCUGUGUCCCCGUGCAGAGGCUUUUGGAGAAGAACGCCAUCGGGGACCGGCGGGUGAGCUACCCUCUGGGCCGCAGACUCCCCACAGAGCAGGUCAGCGGCCAGCUGCAGUUCCGCUUCGAGCUGACCACCUGCAUCUACCCAGAUGAUGAGGAGGUAUCCCAAGCCUUGGAGUCGGUGCGCCAGCACGGGGAGACCUGGGUGGAGGCAGAGGACCCCAGUGACGUGGAGGACGCUGACACCCUGAGCCUGGGGGACGACAUGCCGGAGUUACCUCUAGAUGAAGCCCCCCCCGGCCCGGAGCUCUGCAGCUGCCCCCUGACGCCGCCAGCGCCGGACCUCCGUGUGUCCGGGGAAGCUGCUCCUCUAGAGGCGAAGGAGGAGCCGGGGUCGGAGGUGGGCAGCACUGCUGAGGACGGAGCCGCCGAGACCCAGACGGUUCCCCCGGAGGUCCUCACCGAGGUGGACGGAGGAGAAGAGACCCAGACGGUUCCCCCGGAGGUCCUCACCGAGGUGGACGGAGGAGAAGAGACCCAGACGGUUCCCCCGGAGGUCCUCACCGAGGUGGACGGAGUAGAAGAGACCCAGCCGGUGCCCCCGGAGGUCCUCACCGAGGUGGACGGAGGAGAAGAGACCCAGACGGUUCCCCCGGAGGUCCUCACCGAGGUGGACGGAGGAGAAGAGACCCAGACGGUUCCCCCGGAGGUCCUCACCGAGGUGGACGGAGGAGAAGAGACCCAGACGGUUCCCCAAGAGGUCCUCGAGGAGGUGGAGGGAGGAGAAGAGACCCAGCCUGUCCCCCUGGAGGUCCUCAACCAGGUGGAGGCAGGAGCAGAACAGGAAGGAGCUGGAGCGGAGUUGCAGGACGAGGAAGAGGAAGAGGAGGAGGAGGAGGGAGGAUCUGGAGACGCUGCAGAAGGGAUGGCGGCUGAACAGGUAGGAGAAGCCGCGGCUGACGUAGGACAAACUCCCGUAGACUCAGCGGAGGACGGUGGGCCUGCCGCUGAGGACGACCUCGUGGAGCCGGACGGAGAGGGAGCGCGGGGCGAUGCCGGAGAAGGAGAGCAGGGCGGAAUGGAAGAGAACCAGGAGGGCCGACUGGAGGACUGCAGCCCUGCGCCUCCUCGCUCCUGCACCUGUACCGGCACUGCUCCAGCGGUCUGCAUCUGCCGGAGCCCCGACCCACCGGGCCCCAACGCACCGGGCCCCUCCCCGCCUCGUAAACGCCCCUGCUCCCUCCCUGUGUCGGAGCUGGAGACCGUCAUCGCGGCGUCCUGUGGGCAGCCUGAAACGCCUCGGUCCCAUUACAUCCGAAUCCACCAUCUCCUCCAUAGUCUGCCUUCUGCCCAGAACAGAGAACCCAGCCAGGAGGACGAGGACGAGGAGGAAGAGGAAGAGGAAGAGGAGGAGGAAGAAGAGGAUUCAGAGAACAGGGAGGAGGUCCCAGAGUGCGCCGGGUCCUGCUGCCACCGCGCCCUUCCCCGCAGCCUGUCCAUCGAGCGCCUGUCGGAGCUCAACCACCUCCUGGAGGGCGAGAGGGGCGGUGGGGGAGACCCUGGGGGGCGGGGCGGGGGGGGCGAGGAGGGGGACGCCGGCCGCAGGGGGCGGCGGCGUGGCGGCGGCGGCAGCACGUGCCACGCGCCCGGCGAGCACGAGUGCGAACUGUGCGAGGGCUCCUGCCACAGCACUUCCUGUCAAAGCACUUCCUGCCACAGCCGCAGCACUUCCUGCCGGAGCACUUCCUGUUACAGCACGUCCUGUUACAGCACCUCCUGCUACAGCCACUCGGGCUACGACGGCCGGGGGCGGUUCUGCAGCCAGCGGCUGUCGUCGGUGGACAGCACGCGGCGCUCCGGGAGCACCGUGUUCUCCUCCCAGGACGACGACGAGGACGAGGAGAACAGCGCCUUCGAGAGGUUCCCGGACCCCGACGGCUCCCCGCCCGGCGGGGGGGCCGGGGGCCAGCGGGGGGGACCCUGGAACACCACCCACUGGGGGCCUGAGGGGACGGGGGCAGGCAGCGGGGGGCCCCCAGGGGGCCCCCCUGCUGCCCUGCGGCCUGGCUGGGACCUAGACCAUUUCCCCCUCCAAUCAGACCACACUUUACCUCCAAACUGGGAGGCCCGUAUCGACAGCCACGGCAGGGUGUUCUACGUGGACCACGUCAACCGGACCACCAUGUGGCAGAGACCCAGCCAGCCCCCCCAGUGCUCCCAGGGCCUCCCUCGCUCCGGCUCCACCCAGCAGAUGGAGCAGCUCAACAGAAGGUACCAGAACCACCAGAGAACGAUGGAGGAGGGGGAGGAGCAGGGGGACGAGGGGGACGAGGGGAGCAGGAGGCUUGAGAGGAGAGGCAGCCCCGAGGAUGGAGGCCCAAGGAGAAACCACUUACCUGUCAAUCACCAGAGCAUUAGCCUUCUGCUUCAGUCCCCCGCUGUCAAGUUCAUCACCCACCCAGAGUUCUUCACUGUGCUGCACGCCAACUAUGGGGCGUACCGGACGUUCGCCAACAGCUCCUGCGUGAAGCACAUGAUCCUGAAGGUGCGACGGGACGCCAGGAACUUUGAGCGCUACCAACACAACCGCGACCUGGUGGUCUUCCUCAACACGUUCGCAGACCCCCGGCUGGAGCUGCCCCGGGGCUGGGAGAUGAAGACGGACAUGCAGGGCAAGUCGUUCUUCGUGGACCACAACAGCCGAGCGACCACCUUCAUCGACCCGCGGGUCUCCCUGCGGUGCGGCCGCCCGCCCGGCCCCUUCUCCCACCGACCCCACCUGCAGAGGCUGCGCAGCUACAGCGCCGGGGAGGCCUCCGACGUCUCCAGACGUCCCGGGUCGUCCCUGAGGGUGCGGCCCCGCGACAGCCUGGUGCCGGCCGCACGGAGCCAGCAGGACGCCCCCCCGCCAGCAGCACUCUCCUACAAUGACAAGAUUGUGGCGUUUCUGUGGCAGCCCAACGUCUUUGACAUGUUAGAGGAGCGACAGGCCAGCCUGGCCAGAAACCCUGCACUGAGGGAGAAGAUCCACUACAUCAGAACGGAGGGUUCCCAGGCGCUGGAGAAGCUGUCGUGUGAUGCAGACCUGGUCAUACUGCUGAGUUUAUUCGAGGAGGAGAUCAUGUCCUUCGUGGCUCCUCACGCCCUCCACACCAGUCGGGGAUUCUCCCCUCGCAGCUCCCCCAUCGCUUCGCCUCACAGCUCUCCUGGCCUACAGAGGGCCCCGGCCCCGGCUCCGUAUCGUCGAGACUUUGAAGCCAAACUACGAAACUUCUCAAGGAAGCUGGAGGCUAAAGGCUACGGCCAGGGGCCGGGCAAGAUGAGGUUGUUGGUCAGGAGGGAUCAUCUCCUGGAGGGGACCUUCGACCAGGUCAUGGCGUUCUCCCGCAAAGAGCUGCAGAAGAACAAGCUCUACGUCAGCUUCCUGGGGGAGGAGGGGUUGGACUACAGCGGCCCCUCCAGAGAGUUCUUCUUCCUGUUGUCCCAGGAGCUCUUCAACCCGUACUACGGCCUGUUUGAAUACUCCGCCAACGACACCUACACCCUUCAGAUCAGCCCCAUGUCUGCGCUGGUGGAGAACCACCUACAGUGGUUCCGUUUCAGCGGGCGUAUCCUGGGCCUGGGCCUCAUCCACCACUACCUGCUGGAUGUCUUCUUCACCCGGCCCUUCUACAAAGCUCUCCUCAGACUAGCUACAGAUCUCUCUGACCUGGAGUACCUGGAUGAAGAGUUCCAUCAGUCCCUGCAGUGGAUGAAGGACAACACCAUCACUGACAUCCUGGACCUCACCUUCACCGUCAACGAAGAGGUCUUUGGACAGGUGACGGAGCGGGAGCUGAAGUCGGGCGGCAGCCACAUUCAGGUGACGGAGAAGAACAAGAAGGACUACAUCGAACGCAUGGUGCGGUGGCGGGCGGAGAGAGGGGUGGGGCAGCAGAACGAGGCGCUUGUCCGGGGCUUCUACGAGGUGGUGGACUCCCGGCUUGUGUCCGUGUUCGAUGCCAGGGAGCUGGAGCUGGUGAUCGCCGGCACAGCGGAGAUCGACCUGAGUGACUGGAGGAGCCACACGGAGUACAGAGGAGGUUACCAUGACAGCCACGUGGUGAUGCGCUGGUUCUGGGCGGCGGUGGAGUGCUUCAACAACGAGCAGCGUCUGCGCCUGCUGCAGUUCGUCACCGGGACGUCCAGCGUGCCGUACGAGGGCUUCUCCUCCCUCAGGGGUUCCAGCGGACUGCGGCGCUUCUGCAUCGAGAAGUGGGGCAAGGUCACCUCGCUGCCCAGGGCUCACACGUGUUUCAACCGCCUGGACCUCCCCCCGUACCCCUCCUUCACCACGCUGCACGACAAGCUGCUGACGGCCGUGGAGGAGACCAGCACCUUCGGCCUGGAGUGAUCCCCACACUGCUAAUGGCCCUGGUUCAAUACCAGUACUGGUUCAGGGAGUGAACCUCAUCCUGCUACUGGUUCAGUUCCAGUACUGCUUCAGGACCAGGACCAGUACCAGUACCAGGGAGUGAAUCUCUCACCCCGCUACUGGUUUGAGAUCAGUACCAGGGAGUGAACCUCACCCUGCUACUGGUUCAGGACCAGUACCAGUACCAGGGAGUGAACCUCUCACCCUGGGACUGGUUCAGUCCCAAUACCAGUACUGGUUCAGGGAGUGGACCCCUCACACUGCUACUAGUUCAGUCCCAGUACCGGUUGAGGGAGUGAACCCCUUACCCUGGAAACCAUAGAGAUGUCAGUCCUGGUUCAGGGUGUGUGUCGGACCUAUGAACACAUAAGAACACUGGUGUCUUUUGAUACAUUUGAUAUUCAUAUACGGCAUAACCAAGGAAUCCGUCUCCUAUUCUGCUGCAUGCACUGAAGCAUCGUCUCAUCUUCAUUGUUAUCGCUAUUCUCCAUAAUCAUGAGAAAUCGUAAUCAUCUCCAUAUUCAAGGACUGUAAAGAACAAAUGGGACAGAAGAACAAUGUCAGCAAAACACGAAUAUAAAAGCAAGCAAUAACUAAUAAUUCAUAGAACAUACUCCUAUCAAAUGUCAUUAAAAGAAAAAGAAAAUCCUAGCAAAAGGUGCACCAACAUCUCAUCUUGGAAAGAGAUCCCAGUUGAGAGACAGAAGGAAAAGGUCGGUAGACUGAGAGCCGACCCUCUGUGCCUUCCAAAGACAUGGCACAACAACGACAAGAACAAGACCGUUCGUAUCUCCGGUGAGGAGACUGAGGCUGCUUCAGCCGAGUCUAAAAGAAGAGACUGAUGCUGCUUCAGCUGAGUCUAAAAGAAGAGACUGAUGCUGCUUCAGCCGAGUCUAAAAGAAGAGACUGAGGCUGCUUCAGCUGAGUCUAAAAGAAGAGACUGAGGCUGCUUCAGCUGAGUCUAAAAGAAGAGACCGAGGCUGCUUCAGCUGAGUCUACAAGGGAAACUGAUUUAAGAAACAAAGGGACUAUCAAGGCACUCAAUAGACUGUAAAUCUGAAGAGGCUUUCAGGAUAACCUUUUAUUUAUUUAUAUAUUAUUUAUUUAUGUACAUUUACAUGUAAUAUGAUUAAAUAAUAGAUAAUGACAACAUAUUUAAAAUAAUUGUCAUACAUAAAACAUUUGAUUGGCCAUCAAAUGAAGAACAUUGAAUCUUAAUGUUUUGAUAUGUGAAAUGCUCUUCCAGGCUGUGAUCCGGAACAAUAGAUUUAUAAAAUCUCCUUCUUGGUUCUUAAGACUUGGGUUCUAAAGGGAGUAGUUUUCUUUGUUUGGUGUGGACCACUUCACUGUCCAGGGUCUGGUUCCACCUCAACCAGGGGACCAUCUCGUCCUAUGAAUGAUCCUGUACAUCUGGAUACAGGUCACCUCAGGACCUGAUUGUUGAGGUCUAAUAUGAUCCAUCAAUGCUUAAAUUAAUAUCAAGGCAUUCAUUGGUGCAUCGGUUUAUAAAUAAACUAUAUCCUUUAGUAAUUAACUCAAUUUACAAAGGGGGAAUGACUUCAGUCAACUCCUGGGAGUGUCCGAGGAGUGUAUAUUGCUGCAGAAUAAUAACAAGGCUCUUAUGAUUGCUCUGCAUAAGCAUGAUUUCUGAAUAGUGUGGAGAGGAUAUAUUUAGUGUUUUUGUCUCUAUUUCUAUUAAUGAGUUGACAUCUCGACCCGUCUCUUUUAUAGUGACCACAAAUGAUGCAAACAAUUCUGUUAAAAAGGAGUGACUAGGACUUAUAUAUAUAUAUAUAUAUAUACAGUCCUGUAACAGUUAGACAAUGGGAUGACACUUUUUGAAUGUUAUGUUUCUUUAGUAAAUGUACGCUGUACAUUUUCUAAACAUUGUGUACAUAACAUACAGCCUUCCGCACGAAAGAGUUUGCCUUUUAAUCUUUCUCGAUCAACAUGUUAAUGCCUCUUUAAUUGCUGUGUGUGACAAAGGUAAUUUAUUGUUUUUUAUUGUUACUUUUUUUUAUGUAUUGAUUUGGAACAAACUGUCACCAGCCAUUCUGUGGUGAGACCGUAAUUGUACUGUUGGUGUAUUUAUAAAAAAAAAAUACAGGACACAUCAUGUUGAUGAUGUGAGAAGAUUCAGGGCACUGGUCUGAAUCGAAACAAAUGACUUCUCUUAUUUAAUUACUUAAGCCAACGCUACAAUCCACCUCGCUGACUUCACCUGGCUCCUGCAGACAAGCACGCAGGGUUGUGCUGUUGGAAAUCUGGUUUAUUUUAGACAAUGAUACAUGGCCUGGUACUCCAUGCUGCCAUGCAGGAGAUCACUCUGUGUGUGUGUGUGUGUGUGUGCGUGCGUGUGCAUGUGUGUGUGUGUGGCGGGUUCAACCUGUGCUCACUGAUUGCUCAAUGAGCAGCAGGUGUGACUCAGCCAGCUCCAGAGUCCAAUCAGUCUGACUCGGGCCAGGUGAGGCUGCUUAACCAGCCAUCAUCCACACACAUCCACGCACAUUUUUGUUUGAAUCUGCUAUAAUAGUAUCGGGGGUGAUAUAAAAACACUAUGACGGAGGACACAUGAAGGCUGUGAUGCCACUUUAACUGAUUAUAUAUAUAGUAUAUAUACCACUAUCUACAUACUAUACUGAACUUGAACAGUGAACAGAAAUUAUCUUCAGGAAGCUUUUGAUGAAUCUUUACCAGACAUACAAACAUCUCUUGAAUUUUAUUUGUAUUUUUUUAAGUAAUAUUUACUGUAGGCAGUGGACAUAUUUUAAGUAUGAUGUUAAUGUUGAGCAAAAAAGGGGAAAUAUUUGUUUUAGACGAUAAACGCCUUUUUUUUUAAGAGAAUUUGCAAUGAAUCCUUGCUUUGUUUUCAAAGCCAAAGUUCGGGAUUGUUUCUGAGAACGUGACUUAAUGUGAAUGAAUACUCAUGAUGCUUGUGGUCUAACCUUACACAUGUUACUGAAUAUCCAUUAAAGAUCCUUUUUUAUUCAAUUAUGUUUGU
Messenger RNA from Gadus chalcogrammus (walleye pollock), 8305 nucleotides. RefSeq names its product E3 ubiquitin-protein ligase HECW1-like. Gene Ontology annotation, biological process: regulation of dendrite morphogenesis. The transcript is spliced from 29 exons. Gene Ontology annotation, molecular function: ubiquitin-protein transferase activity; protein binding. The record is from RefSeq and is a predicted model, not a curated record. NCBI's taxonomy places the organism in Eukaryota, Metazoa, Chordata, Actinopteri, Gadiformes, Gadidae. The coding region runs from base 1 to 5283 and encodes 1760 amino acids.